Molecule: messenger RNA, 456 nt
Organism: Macrobrachium nipponense
Lineage: Eukaryota; Metazoa; Arthropoda; Malacostraca; Decapoda; Palaemonidae
Product: cell adhesion molecule Dscam2-like
Exons: 5
Coding region: 1-456 (151 amino acids)
Biological process (GO): dendrite self-avoidance; homophilic cell-cell adhesion; axon guidance
Cellular component (GO): axon; plasma membrane
Molecular function (GO): cell-cell adhesion mediator activity
Source: RefSeq, a predicted model, not a curated record
AUGGCGUUCAUUAGGAAGAAACUGGUGGUAGGUCAGUACGUCAGCGUGCACGGGGAGGUCAUCAGUCACGUCAACAUCUCCGGAGUGAGGGUGGAGGACGGCGGGAGUUACUCCUGCUCGGCUACUAAUAGUGCUGCUUCUGUUGUUCACUCCGCUCCACUCCAUGUUUACGGACCUCCACACGUGAGGGCGAUGGGCGCCGUGUCUGCCGUGGCAGGGGAGACCUUCAGAGUGAGGUGUCCCGUGGCAGGAUUCCCCAUCAAGGCGAUCAAGUGGACCAAACUGGGUCGCGAACUGCCGAUCAACGUGCGGCAGAGCGUCACGAUCGACGGAGAGCUGAUCAUCAACAAGGUGACCCGAGAUGAGGACGAAGGAGACUACACCUGUACAGCUUCCAAUAACAAUGGCCACACCUCCUCGCAGUCUCUGCCGCUCCGUGUUAACCACCACAGGUAG